Messenger RNA from Macrosteles quadrilineatus (aster leafhopper), 18185 nucleotides. Its product is annotated as obscurin-like. The transcript is spliced from 79 exons. The record is from RefSeq and is a predicted model, not a curated record. Gene Ontology annotation, biological process: protein phosphorylation. Gene Ontology annotation, molecular function: protein binding; protein kinase activity; guanyl-nucleotide exchange factor activity. Bases 133 to 17739 code for a protein of 5868 amino acids. Lineage: Eukaryota; Metazoa; Arthropoda; Insecta; Hemiptera; Cicadellidae.
GUGGUGCGUCGGUGCGUGAAUUGUGAUAACAUUAGCCGACACAUCUCAGUAUUCCAUAGGUGUUUCGGACCAUGAACAUGUCUUGUGAGUGUUUGAGAAUUUGAUUAUCAAACUGAUUAAUUUGGAUUCAAAAUGUCUACAUUUUGUAGAAUCACUGGCAGAAGUCGGGGACUGCCGAAGCCAAAUUAUUUCCCACUGCUUCCUCCAAUCUCUCCGGCUGAUGCUAAGCGGUUUUGUAGGAUUACGGGAAAGUCUUACGGUCUUCCUGCUCACCACUAUAUUCCAGUUUUGGUCAGUACAAAACCAAAGAAAAAAGCGGCUCAAGCGCCUAUUCCACUUAUUGGUCAGGAGAACGGGAUUCAGACUAAAAGCCACGUUCUAGUGGCAGACUAUAGGUAUGUGUUCCCAGUGUGUGAGGAUUCUUCGGAUCUUGUUCAGCUUUUGGACGGUAAGAAUAUUGAAAGUAAAGCACACUAUAUUUAUAAAGUUGCUGAACGAAGAUGUAGCUUGGUGUUUUCUGCGAAAAUGGAAGCUGCCGUCAGGGAUGGUGAUAUAAGGAAUGUUAUGUUAGCUAAAGACUCUGAUACUCUCCUAUUGAAGCUGAGAAAAGGAGGAGAUGUAGCCAUUGAUGUGAGGGAUAUAUCUAUCGAGGGCUUAGACAUAUACGACGGAGAGGGUCCCAGCGAGGAAGUGGUCAAUCAAAGGAAAAAGAGGAAAAGGAAGGAAAAUUCUGUUAUGUCUACUGUUGGGAAGAUAUUUGAAGAAAAGGAGCGUGUAGCGGAAAUAGAAGAAGAAAAGGAUAAGAAGAAACAGAAAGUACUGAAGAAAGAAAGUGCAAACGAUGUAAGUAAAGCCAAGACUGACGUUAAACGUCAAAAGUGGAAUGAUGUGAAGCCUGAGCCACUGGACAUAGUUGUGACAGCAAGUUCGGAGGAGUUGAGUCCUCUGUUUGAAAAUAAUAACUGGUCUAAUUUUGAUGAAACCUUUCAAAACAAAGGUCGGCCUGUCGUCGAUAAGAUGCCUUCUCCGUGUGUUUUGGAGCCGGAGGUUGUGGACUUGAGUACUUCUUUACCUGGAUUAAUUCAAGCACCGGCAGUUUUGGACAGCACAACUGGACUUGAAGUUGUAUCGGCUGUGAAUCCUAUAUCACCUUUAAUUGUGGAACCAGAUCUGGAGCUGCAAAACUGUAUUAAAAAACUAGAUAGUUCCGAACUUGAAAAGACUGCGGAUGCUAAACAGGUAUUUUCUAGGGAUAAGCAUAACCUUAACAUGUUACCAACAAUAUUGGAGAUUCCAGAACUGCUAGAACAUUUGAAGGAAGGGACUCACUCUACGAUAGGGAGCUCUCAGUGUCAAGUUAGCGGAUUGAAACUUGAUAUACACACUGCUUCAAAAUUUAUUGUAGGAGUUACAGUAGAAACCCCAAAUGGCCCUGUGUUUGUUCCCGGACAAACAGUUAACACUCCAAAUGGAGAACAAUUUGUUCCUGGAAUAACCAUAAAAACUCCAGAAGGUGUUCCACAGCUCUUACCUGGACAGAUAUUUGAUGUAAAGGAUGAAAGUGGAAUGAAACAACCUGUUUUUGUUGCUGGUCAGGUGCUUAAUACUAGGGAAGGUGAAACUUUUGUUCCUGGUCAAAAGGUUGAAACCAAAGAUGGACCUAAAUUCGUUCCAGGUCAAACCAUAAUGACCGAAGACUCGUUGAAAUUUGUCCCUGGCCAGAUUAUUAGAUCAGAAGGUCAUGAAGAACCUCAGUUUGUCCCAGGAAUCACUGAAUUGGACUGUGAUGGUCACAAGUUUGUACCAGGUCAAAUGCACACAGAUCAGUAUGGGCAAAUAUCAUUUGUACCUGGGCAAAGUGAACUUGCAGAAGAAGGUUGGAAUUUUGUUCCUGGCCAAAGCGUAACUACUUCAACUGGUGAUGUCAAGUUUGUCCCAGGACAAGUUGUAAAUUCUAAAGAUGGCCCUACUUUUAUACCUGGCCAAACCGUUAAAACCAAAUUUGGAGACAACCAAUUUGUUCCCGGAGUUGUAGUAGAGGGAGAAGAAGGAACAAAGUUUGUUCCAGGUGCUGCAAUAAAAACUGCAGAUGGACCUCAGUUUGUAGAGGGACAACUUUUCAGAUCAUCAAGUGGUAAAAUGCACUUCAUUCCUGGGGUCACUGAAGUUUCAGAAGAAGGGACGUUUGAAUUCGCAGCAGCUCGUCAUGUGAGUGAUAUUGUCACCAGAGAUAGUUCAUCUCUUGGAAUUUCUAUUCAAAAUGCUGUCAUUAACACUACAGAUAAGUCAGACACAGUUUACGGGCACAUGGUUCAGACUAGGCAAGGAGUAGAGUUUUUCCCAGGAGUUGCAUCAGGGCUGCCAGCAGGUAAAGUUGUUCCUGGAAGAUUAGUUAGAGGAAAAGAAGUCAAGUUUGUACCCGGAGUGAUGAUUGAUGACAAAUUCGUUCCUGGGCAGGUAGUGACAACAGAAAAUGGCGAACAGUUUGUACCUGGACAAGUUGUAGAAACAAAAGAUGGGGCAAAGUUUGUGCCAGGUCAAGUCAUUGACACACGUUCAGGACCAAAGUUUGUGCCUGGACAAACAGUGGAGACUCCAGAAGGUCCUAAGUUUGUUCCUGGCCAAAUCGUAGAAACGAAAGCUGGCCCAACAUUUAUCCCUGGCCAAGUAAUAUCCACUGAUGAUGGAGGAUCACGGUUUGUACCAGGUCAAGUAGUUGAAACCAUAGAAGGACCUAGGUUUGUACCAGGAAGAGUGGUUGAAACAGGGGAUAAGGUAUCGUUUGUACCUGGGCAAGUCGUUGAAACCAGUGAAGGUCUGAAAUUCAUUGCUCCUGAUUUAGAGAAUGAUUCCCAAGGCGAUGUUCAGUUUACUGUGCAAGGGUUUGAAAUUACUCCUGAGGAGUUAAGUCUAUUACGUCCUCAAAUCAACACAAAUUCCAUUUUUGCUCCAACUUCCAGUGAGAUGUCCAUAGACUCAAGAAUGAUGAGGCAACUAUCAGAAGCCGGUAUGGCAGUUGGGAAACAAGUCCCUGCAGAAGUACCGAAGGUUGAUGUGAGAACUGUUCCUGCUAUGGGAGUCGCUUGUUCCUUGAGAGAUCGUUUACCUGGAAAUAUUGACCCAGUAACUACAAUAAAGCUGAGCCAAAUCUUAGCAGCUGUUGCUGAUUUUGAUUGUACAAUUCCCAUUAACGGUAGUGAAAUUGUAGACACCCCUAAAGAAGGAAUAAUAUUGAAAGCCAUGAUGAAAGCUGCAGCACAAGCAGAUACUGAGCUAGCUUUGUACAAAAAUGUGUGUGCUGUCCUGGAAAAAGCUCUUUUGUUAGAAGAUAGGGAUGAAAUAAUACCUAUAGUAGACAAUCUACAUAAAUUUGUACUUCAUUCACCCAAAUUAGAGCUGAUGCGACCUAAAAAGAAAAUGCAGGUUUUAAAAGACGUUAUUGUUGGAAAUGUAAGUAGUGAGCAAGAAAUAAUUGAUAAGUUAAGCUACAUUUUGAAAGACGGAGAAGCUUCUGUUCUCGAAGGUUUCAAAAACUUCACCAAAGGUUGUCCCGAAAUUGUAGGUAAAAUUGUUCAACGAAUGACAGACACCUUGGAUAAAAUAGAAAAUGAAAAAGACGCAUCCGAGUCACUUCAAAAAGCAAUAAUUGAAGUUGUAAGAGAAUCAAGCGACAUCAGCAUACACAACGUUUUAAAUAACGCUACAGGAGAUAACGUGAAAAAUAUGUUCUUAGAAGCAAUCGGACUAGCUCGAGCAAUGGGAAUGAGAGAAGUAGCAAGUACUUUACUUUGUGUUCUAGCUGACCCUAGAAAAGCAGAGCUACUCGUAAAUGAUAGAGUGACAUUUGAAAUCCUUCGAAGACUCACUGUCAUGAGGCACCUAGCAGAGAAAAGGCCUAAGUUUGGAACUGCUUUACUUCAAUUAAAAACCGACCCUGACGAAGCCAGAUCUGACCCUCUAGUCAGGGAACUGGUGAGAGAAAGCGGAGCGUUGAUGAUUAUCCCAGAAGAGACAAAAAUACAAUCAGCUGGUGACAUUCCCAUAUCGCUGAUAGCCAACAAUAACAGUCUCGCAAUGGAGGACUUUAUGCUGAAGAACAAGAAGCACGGCAUCUUAGUGAUCGUAAAGCACGGUAUCCAAUGUGUCAUUCCUCGGGAGGCGUGUAGAGCCGUUCUGACAGGGAAGGUGCCGUACACAGUGUUGGACGAGCGAGGGAUGCACACAUUCGCGCCUCUACACGUCUUCUCAGCCCUGCACAUCCCGCAGAUGUACACCCAUCGGUUCUCCAUGUACUCCGUAUCCACUGAGGAGGAAGCCCCGACUCUCGGCACCAUCACCCCCGCCAGCGCCGCCAGUGUAGAGGACGUCUCCACCCUCCACUCGUCGCAGCAUAAGGAUACAGCAGAUAAGGAGGGUGGCGACGUUAUCUUUUCCGCGAACCAAGAUUACUUGUCCAGUGACUUAGACUCUUUGUCGCUUCACAGAGGUGAACAGGUUAUAGUCCUCGACACUGUCGGAGGAAAUCUCAGUACUGCCAAACAAUCAGAAUUAGAUGCAGACCUAAACUUAGGGGGAGAAGUGACGUCACUUUUGGACAAUUCCGCAGCGAGACACAAGCUCGCCGUUCGACCACGAAAGAGAUACACAGGUUCACGACACCGAGACAUUUCACCAUCGGUUCCAGAACAACAGAGAUGGUUGGUCCAAUCUAUAGAAGACCCUGGGAGACAAGGGUGGGUCCCAGCCACUGUACUCAGCACACACGAAGACUCUCCCGACGACAUGAAACCAAACGACGCAAAGUUCAACAGGGAUGUCGUAGUAAGGGAAUUGAUAGAAACAGAGGAAGAGUUUGGCCGAGACAUCCAGCAGGUCAUAGAUGCUUAUCUCAAACCCCUGGACAGCCCCAGUGUGCCGAGAGUCGUACGAGACAACAAAGACGUCAUCUUCGGCAAUCUCAAGAAGAUCUCUGAAUUCCACAAUACAACUCUCAUUGAAGGGUUGAGGUACUACGCAGAGCAGCCCAAAAUGCUGGGAAAAACAUUCCUUAGACUGGAGAGAGAUUUUGACAAGCAUGUCGCUUACUGUAGAGAUGAACCUGCUGCCCAGGACUUUUUUCUAGACAACGACGAAGCUAGAGACUAUUUUGAGGAGCUGAGCCAACAACUUGGUGACGACAAGAGCCUCUCCGAACACCUCAAACUACCCGUACAACGCAUCAACGACUACCAGCUGCUGCUCAGGGAGCUGGUGAAGUAUUCAACGAGACUUGGAGAAGACACGACUGACCUCGGGAAGGCUCUUGAGUUGAUGCUUGCAGUGCCUCACCGGGCAAACGACAACAAGUUCAUCAGUAACAUCGAGGGUUACCACGGCAACAUCCACAAACUUGGACGCCUCCUACGACACGACUGGUUCUGUGUGACUGACCGAGACGGCAAGUCCAAGGAACGAUAUUUGUUUCUCUUCAAAGCUCGUAUUUUAAUUUGUAAGGUUCGACGGAUCUCAGAAGACAGAUCUGUAUUCGUACUUAAGGAUAUUAUUAGGUUACCAGAAGUAGAAGUAAAGGACCACAAAGAGGACCCAAAAGUUUAUGAACUUCAUCACAAACAACCAGAUUUCGGAAGUUAUCCGUUGAAACUAGCAGCUCACAAAGAUCGAAUAAAGGACGCCUGGUUGGCUGAAAUAAGACAAUACGCCACCGACGUUCUUGCGCUAGCAGAGCACGCGGCAGACGAUCUACGACUGCAGCCUUCUGUGGAGAACAAACGUCUUGAGCCUCUACAGGGAAUACACAUUGAGCCUGCCACUCCUGACCAGGUCAUACCUCUAGAACCGAGGGAUUCAGAGGCUAAACCGCAGAAGUCUGUUUUGCCAAAACGCUACAGCCCAGAAGCUGAGAAGAAGCCCAAGGAAGAAAAGGUAGAAGAAAAGCCAGAGCCUCAAAAGCCGAAGGCAGUUGAAAAGCAGGAAGAACCGAAGAAGAUUGAACCAGCAAAACCACCAGAACCGUCUGGAGAGAAAAGAAAAGAAGAAGAACCUGAUCUUCCUGUUGACAAGAAAGUCAAAUUUGAAGAACAAGAGAUGGAUUCUCACAGUAGUUCAAUCAGUAGAAGAGCUUCGACUAGAAAAGUUGUCUCGACUGAAGAAUAUCGCUCAGUGUCGAGCAGUCAGGAAGUGUACAUGGAGUCAUCGUCCACCCGAAGUUCGACAUCAGCUGGAAUGUCGAGCUCACGCAGUAUGAAGAUCAUCGAGGAGAGUGCCUCCGUCAACGGAAGGACAGUGGCUAGCAGCCGUGAGGUCAUCGGAGGAGGUUCAGGCUACUCGGCCAUCCAGGAAGUGUCAUCAGGAGGUGUAACCAUUGAAGAGAUCAGCAGCAAACAAGGCAGCAGCAGACUGGACGAACGGCGACGAUCCUCCGGCCCCAAACCUGUCUUUACGAAAACCAUUGAGGGAAUGCGCGUGCAACCUGGUGGGAAUGCGUUCUUUGAGUGUGAGCUGGACGAGAAGGCCAAGGUGAUUUGGUUGAAAGACAACAAACCGCUGGAGGACAAGUGGGCCGACAGGAUCACAGCAGUGUCCAGCGACACCAAACAUCGGCUGGAGAUAAAAGGCGCUCAUGAGAACGACACUGGACUGUACACGGCCAGAGCAGAGGACAACAGAGGAGUAUCCAGCUGUACGGCUCGCCUGCUGGUGGAGCAUUUCACCGAGUCGCAAGGCAAAGCUGGUGGUAGCAAAGAACCAGAGUUUACCAUCAGCCUCCAUGAUACGGAACUACUGGAAAACACCUACCUAAGAUUCAUGGUCAAGGUUCGAGGAGAUCCGAAGCCUGACGUCAAGUUCUACAAAAACGACCGGCUGAUCACUGUGGCCAAUGAGAGGAUAGAGAUCAUCAAGACAAACGCAGACAAGGGUUACUACGAGCUGGUCAUACCAGACGUUCAACAGGAGGACGCUGGAACUUACAAGUGCAUAGCUAGUAACAUCCACGGCGAGGUGGAGAGUGAGGGGGUUGUCACUGUCACUGACGACAAGAAGCUGUUUGAAGGUCUGGAAGACGCAGAGUUGCUGCAGCCAGGGGAGCAGCCAAACUUUACUUGGUUGAGAGACGGAAAACCUUUUGACCCCGAGGACCGGUUUAAAGUGCUCUUCAAGGAUGAAGAAGAUUCCUUGGCUUUAGUGUUCCAACACGUCAAGCCAGAAGAUGCUGGUCUUUAUACUUGUGUAGCGUCUACUUCUACUGGCAAAAUAUCUUGCAGUGCUGAGCUUACUGUCCAAGGAGAAGUAAGAGAAGUGAACACAGAUUCUCGAGUCAGUUUAAGACGCAGCACUCUUCGGUCGGUAAACCAGCUGAUGCGAGAGCCGCAGAAGCCGAAACUGUCAACCGAGGUGAAGAAGACGGAGUCGGCCAUUGGAGGGACGGCCAUGCUAGAACUGAAGGUGGAGGGCUUCCCCAAACCUGAUGUCAAAUGGAGUCAUGAUGGCAAGGACAUCACUGCUGGAGGAAGGUACAAGUUCCUGCACGACGUGGAGGAGGAGUCAAUGAGUCUGGUGAUCAAGAAUGUAGAGGCGAGUGACGCCGGAGACUACAAGAUAACUGCGUCCAACGAGCUGGGCGAGGACCACGACACUGUGCAUCUCAUGGUGAAAGCUCCUCCCAAGUUUAAGACGAAGCUGUCUGAUGUCUCUUGUAUGGCCAGUGCUGAGAUCAAACUGAAGGUACAAGUGGAAGGAUGUCCACAGCCUGACGUCAAAUGGUACAAAGACGGCAAGGUGAUCACCAAGAGUGACUGUAUCAAGACAUACAACGAGGCGGACGCCACUUACGAGCUGGUGAUAGACAAGGCGAGUCUGGACGAUGCGGGGGCGUACUCAGUUGUGGCGACCAACGAACUCAGUCAGACCUCCGAGUUCUGCAAGGUGGAGGUUCACAGUCCGCCAGAGUUUAUCAAGACCAUGACCAAACACAUAGAGACCAGUGAGGGAGACACAGUCACCUUCCAGGUGAAGGUCAGGGGUGACCCCAUGCCCUCUGUCAAGUGGCUGAAGGACGGUGUCGUGCUAAAGAGUGAUGGCAGUCACAUACAGAUAAGUGAGGAUGGAGCUACUCACACCUUGGUGGUUCAUGGUAUCAACCGCAAGGACACGGGCAAGUACAGUUGUGAGAUCAGCAAUACUCACGGAACGACGCGUGAUGACGGAGACAUGUUUGUCAAAUGUUGCCCUCAGUUCCGCCAGAAACUGAGUGACCAGAAGGCCAACGAAGGAGACACCAACAUCGAGUUCACUGUCAACAUCGAGGCCUUCCCCAAACCACAGGUCAAAUGGUUCCACAAUGAGGUUGAGAUAACGGAGAAGAAGACAGAGUUCACCAGAAUUGAAGAGGGAGACAACUACAAACUGAUCAUCAAAGAGGUGACGACAGAGUUGUCUGGGAAAUACAGUGUCAAAGUUGUCAAUGACCUCGGCAAAGAAGAAAGCACUUCCAAGUUCACCGUUUACUCCAAGCCGAGGUUCUCUAAGCCGCUGCCCAGUGAGAUCAAGGUAGACGAAGGUGCGAGUCUCACGUUGCAGAUUGAAGUAGAAGGAACACCUGAUCCAGCUGUUAAAUGGUACAAGAACGGCCAAGAGGUGACUGGCGACGCACACAUCAAGAUAUCGCGAGACUCUCAGCGCGUGGAGAACUACAACAUGACCUUCACGCUGGUCAAGGUCGCGGACGGAGGCGAGUACGAGGUGAGGGCAUCCAACGAGAUGGGAACCUCGGUGACCAAGACUACAGUGCUGGUGCAGACGCAAACCUCGAUGAUGGAGGGUGACGCGACCGAGGCACAACAAACACCCGAGCCGGCCAAGAAAGCAGAGACUGAGGAGGUGGAAAAGCCGAAACCGCAAGCUGCAAAAACGGCGACCACCGAAGAAGCGGUGGAUGAAGUUGUGGAGGAAAAGAAAGCGAAGACUGACAUUGUAGAAGAACCUACAAGAGGAACGAGGGACGAGAUUGAGGAAGUCACUCCGAAGGAACAGGAAAAACCCAAAACAGUCGAGGUGGAGGGAGGUGCCAUUCCACAGAAGGUUUCCAUCGAAGAUGUUGGAGAUGAAGAGCGAGACAUUUUCGAAAACGACAUAGCCAAAGUUGGCAGUUUCUCGUGUGUAGAACUUAAGGUGGAAAAUGAAAAUGAUGAGUUAGUGAACGGAUCUUGCUUGAUUGAAGAGUUUUCUGAAAGCGACGACAGAGGAAUGCGCUUGUCGAUCAGUCGCAAUGUUUCAAUUGUAUCUUUGUCUGAUGAUGAUAGGCAAACACCCUUGCCAAAAGACACACCAGAACGUGAAAACGCCCAGUUGUUUACCUUUGAAGACCAGGAAUCAGUUGAGGUAGCCUCAAAUAAAGGAACAGAAGAAGGUAUCCUAAAGAAGAGAGGAAUGUCUAUUGUAGAUGAAGUAGUGAAGGCUCACCAAGUGUCUGAGGAAAACUUAGACAAACCACAAUCUAGAAGAGCAAGUUUGUUGCAAAAAGAAAACAAAACUGUAGAAGAUUCUUGUACAGCUAAAGAGGUUAAAGAAGAUGAUUUAGGAUCCAGAAAAAAAUCUUUGACAGCUAAGAGAAUUUCAUUUGAGGAAAGAGAACAAACAAGCUCAAAUGAUGCUGAAGAUAAAAAAUCUAAAAUUACCCCUGUAGACCCAACAAGAAAGGGGGUGCUCUCUGAACAAAAUUUGGAAGAAGAGCUAACAAUAUCUCGAAAAACUUCAGUUGAACGGAGAGAAAGUUUUUCCAAAGUCAAUGUUACUAAUGUUUCUAUAAGUAGAAGGUCUUCGCAAAGUUUAAUUUGUAACGAAAUAAACAAAGCAGAAGUUUUUGACAGUGUACAAUCUAUACCAAAUAGCUUAGAAAGAGAAGAAACAAGCUCGAAUAAUGUUGAAGAUAAAAAAUCUAAAAUUACCCCUGUAGACACAACAAGAAACGGGGUGCUCUCUGAACAAAAUUUGGAAGAAGAGCAAACAAUAUCUCGAAAAACUUCAGUUGAACGGAGAGAAAGUUUUUCCAAAGUCGAUGUUACUAAUGUUUCUAUAAGUAGAAGGUCUUCGCAAAGUUUAAUUUGUAACGAAAUAAACAAAGCAGAAGUUUUUGACAGUGUACAAUCGAUACCAAAUGGCUUAGAAAUCACUAAAGAAUCUUGUGAAUUUCAAGAGAGUGGAUUUGAAUUGAAUGGAAAAGGUUUGAAUUCCAUAGAAAUGCAGAGUCCGUCCAAAGCCUUGAAAGUUGAUAGUGGAAAUUCUGUGGAUUCAAAUGGUCUUUCUUCUAAUACAGAAACUCCAAAAGAAAUCAAGCAAGAAUCCCUGCAGGAAGCUGAACUAAAAGAUGAUGAAGAUACUACUGGUGAUUCUAAAACUGAUGAAUUGAUAAAAAGAAUAAAAAAACAAAGAAGUAUUCUUGAGGAAUUAAUUGACAAGGAAGAAGAACAAGGUUUUGAAGCUGCUCCGGAGAUUCUGUCUGCCGAUAUGAACGAUCGCACUGUGUAUGAGUCUCUUUCUACUGUCUUUGAGGUUGAAGCCAAGGGAGUUCCACGGCCAGAAGCUAAGUGGUACAAGGAAAAUGAAGAGUUGAAGGUGGAUGACCACACAAAGAUCUCUGAGCAAGGUCAGAAGUAUCGGCUGGAGCUGCGUAACAUCAAAGUGGCAGACGCUGGCUAUUACAAGUGCAAAGUUGUGAACAGACUGGGCGAGAAGGUGCAGACUGCCCAACUGUCUGUGCUGACGGAGGCUGCUCUACGAGAGCCCAAGUUCAAGACUCCACUCAAGCCACAGGAGGUGCCAAAGGGUCAGGAUGUCACCUUCACUGCUGUCGUCACUGGAGAUCCCAUUCCGGAGGUUAAAUGGACCAAGGACGGUGAAGACAUUAGUGUGAGAUUCACCCUGGCCAGUACAGAUAAAGAAGUGAAGGACGGACUGAAGGAAUGUACGUUCACACUCAAGAUACCCGCAGGCCGUCACGAAGAUACUGGGGAGUACAAGGUCACAGCAUUCAACAAGUGGGGCUCAGCCGACAGCAGUGCUCGUCUGGACAUGGUGUUCCGACCGGAGAUCAUAUGUUACAAGGACACAACCUGCACUCCGUACGAGCAAGUGGAACUGAUAGCUAACAUACUGGCCAACCCUCGUCCCAAUAUCACUUGGCUGGCUGGCAACAAGGUGGUGAAGGAUGACGAACACUCAGUGAUGGACAACAACACAAAAGAUGAAGUUUACAAGUUGAUCUUGAAGAAUGUCGGAGUGGACGAUGAGAACGUCUACACGGUCAAGGCAAGCAACAAUGUAGGAGAGUCUGAAGCCAAAGCGAAACUGACAGUUCAUACGGAGAAACCGUCUCUACUGAAGCAGCUCGACGGACAGACGAUCAAGGACUAUCACCCCGUGGAGUUUAAAAUCAGAGCUAUUGGGAUACCUAAACCUCAAAUUAGCUGGUACAAAGAUGACAAGAAGUUAGUCAGUGACGGCCAUAUUGUCAUUGAAGACGCUACAGAAGGUCAAGCUUGUAGUACUUUGUCUAUUGGUCACUUCUGUCACGCUGACGUUGGUCAGUACACAGUGAAGGCAGCCAAUCUAGCAGGUGAGGCGGAGAGCUCGGCCAGUCUCAAGAUGGCUCAGAUUCCUCCGAGCUUUUCCAAGACGCUGGACCGCAGCAUCGACCUGGCCGAGGCAGAUCCUCUGGAGCUCAGAGCCAAGGUGGACGGCAGUCCCAUGCCUCAGGUCAAGUGGUUAAAGGAUGGAGAACCGCUAGAGCCGAGUGACCGAGUGAAGAUCUCCGUGGCUCCUGAUGGCUCAGUCAAGUUGAACAUUGACAGUGUCAAGCCCACUGACUGUGGAGCAUACAAGCUGAUGGCGAUCAAUGAAAACGGAGAAAGUUCCAGCAUCUGCGCCGUCGCUGUUGCUCCGGAGGCCAGACAGCCGCAGUUCACCAAGGGUCUGACAGACACAGCCGCCGUGGAAGGAGAACCUCUCAGAUUAGAGGCGCAAGUCGCUGCAUUCCCGACACCCGAGGUGAAGUGGACCAAAGACGGACACCCGGUGAGACCUUCGCCUCACGUCAUCAUGAGCACUACACCCGCGGGUGUGCUCACACUGGCUAUAGACAAGGUGAAGCCUGAAGAUGCAGGUACCUAUGAAGUGGCAGUGUCCAACAGGCUGGGAGAUACUUCCUCUAACGCUAAGGUGGAUGUGAAGCAGAAGGAGAAGAAGCCUCAGUUCCUAGCCCAGCUGCAGCCGGUGACCGUUGUGGAAGGAUUCCCAGCAAAGAUGGAGGUCAAGGUGGUGGGACAUCCUCCGCCCACCAUCGCGUGGUCUCUGAACGGCAAACCCUUGGUGCCUGAUGGGAAGCAUGUGAAGAUCGUGGAUGGUCCUGACGGAUCACAAACUCUUCUGAUAGACAAUGCUACACCAGCAGACGCUGGCACUUACAGUGUCACAGUGAAGAAUCCCCAGGGUGAAGUCACUAGUCAGGCGCCUCUGUCUGUCACAGCCAGAGCUAAGACAGACGCUCCUGAGCAGGCACCCAGUCUGCCCAAGGGUCUCCGAGACGCUGUGGCUGAUGAGGACUCGCCUCUGGUCUUCUCUGCCCCCUUCCUCGGCAACCCUGUGCCCGGCGUGGUGUGGAGCAAGGACGGAACUCCUCUGCAGUCUGGGGAUAGAGUGGCCAUCACCUGCGAUGGAAACAAGAUUGGUCUGGAGAUCAACCCUUGUAAGCCUGAGGACGCAGGUACUUACAGUGUCAUGUUAACCAACCCCUUAGGAGAGGUGAAGGAGGAGGCUAAGGGAACUGUGCGCAAGAUCUACCAGAGGCCGCUCUUUACACAGAAGUUCAACGACCUUCAGCAGCUGCCUAACUACGAUGCCAAACUGAUGGCUCGAGUGACGGGGACACCCAAGCCGGAUGUGACAUGGUACAAGGGAGACACCAGACUGUCUGACAGUGACAAGUAUAGACUGAAGAGAGACGGAGACGCUGUUUAUCUCUACGUACAGGACUGCUGUCUAGACGACUCAGGAGUGUACAAGUGUGUUGCUACAAAUCGCGAGGGCGAAGACACUUGCCAAGCUGAGCUGGAGGUGGUGGAUAAACUUGAGAGGAAGCCCAAGGCUGAACCGCCAGUGUUCCUAAAGAAGAUUGGAGACUGUGAAGUGUUCAAGGGGAUGACGGCCAAGUUCACGGCCUGCGCAAUGGGAUAUCCAGAGCCUGAAGCGGAGUGGUUCCGGGGCAACGACAAACUUUUCCCCAGCGAACGCAUCAGGAUGGAACGAGAAGGCACAGGUCUACUUAGAUUGUCCAUCAUAGGUGUAGACCCAGCCCUGGACGUAGGACAGUACAAGUGUAGAAUAUACAACCCUCACGGGGAGGAGACAUGUGAUGCUCAUAUGAUCUAUGACUCUCUGGACGUCAGGCCUCGCAAGCCCAUCGGUGAGCAGUACGUAGACUUUGACAAGUUCCAGAAGACAGGCGCCCCACUACCACUGUCUGACCGUCCCAUCAUCAGUCGCAUGACAGACCGACGCCUCACGCUGUCGUGGAAACCCUCCAUUCCCAUCGGCCCACGUGACCCGGUCACUUACCAGGUGGAGAUGUGCGAACUGCCGAGCGGAGAGUGGUUCACGGCUAGGACUGGUGUGAGAAGCUGUGCCUGUGACAUAGCUAACUUGGAGCCAUUCAGAGAUUAUAAAUUCCGUAUCAGAGUAGAAAACAAGUAUGGAGUCAGCGAUCCAUCUCCCUUCGCCCAGACAUACAGACAAAAGUUGGAGCCAGAUCCCCCCAAGUUUAUCCCGUAUCUGCCUCCAGGCAUCGAUUUCCGACCGGAGACUUCCCCCUACUUCCCUAAGGACUUUGAUAUCGAGAGACCUCCCCACGACGGCUACGCUCAAGCUCCCAAGUUCUUGCGGCAAGAACAUGAUUGCCAAUAUGGAGUCAAGAACCACAACUGUAACUUGUUCUGGUUUGUCUACGGCUACCCCAAGCCUAAGAUGACGUACUUCUUCAACGACGAACCGAUAGAGAUGGGAGGAAGAUAUGAUUCUAGCUACACCCGCAACGGACAAGCGACACUCUUCAUAAACAAGAUGCUGGAAAGAGACGUGGGGAUGUACGAGGCAGUGGCGACCAAUGAGCACGGUAUGGCUCGUCAGAGAGUGCGGCUGGAGAUAGCAGAAUACCCAGAGUUCCUACAGCGGCCCGACGAAACCAUCGUGAUGGUUAGGCGCUCGGGGCGCAUCGAGGCACGAGUCAUCGGAGUGCCUUACCCAGAGAUAAAGUGGUACAAAGACUGGCAGCCGCUGGCUUCCUCCAGUAGAAUCAAGAUGCUUCAACACCUUAUCAACAUCUUUCCCGGGUCUGGGCAGUCGAGUGAGAACAGCGGCAACGGAAAGAUUCAACACAUAGAGCCAGACCUGUGUAUACUGAUCAUCAACGACGCCAUCACAAAGGACGAGGGCUUGUACAGUAUCUCAGCACGCAACAUCGCCGGUAGUGUAUCCAGCUCCGUGAUGGUACGUGUGGAGGAGAGUGAGUCAGACUAUGGCUAUCUCACCUACGGCAAGGGACGCAACGUCAAGCCCAAGAUAAAACCUUUGGGCGAAUUCUACGACCUGGGCGAUGAGCUGGGCAGAGGCACUCAGGGCAUCACAUACCACUCUGUAGAGCGGCUCAGUGGUCGCAACUACGCUGCCAAGAUCAUGCACGGCAAGGGUGAGCUGCGAGGUUUCAUGCGCAAUGAGCUGGAGAUGAUGAACAUGUUGAACCAUCGCAAGUUGAUCAGACUGUACGAUGCUUAUGAGAGCCCACACACAUUCACUUUGGUCACAGAAAUUGCUGCUGGUGGCGAAUUACUGUACAACCUUACCAAGCAGACGUUUGUUACUGAGUCUGAGAUUGCUGGAUACAUCCGUCAAAUCUUGUGGGGCUUGGAACACAUGCAUGACCAGAACAUUGCCCAUCUUGGUCUGACACCUGGUGAUCUUCUCAUUUCUCACCCUGGUGGAGAUGACUUAAAGAUCUGUGACUUUGGUCUCGCCAGGCGUAUAGCUUACAACAGACUCGCUUCUUUGGAGUAUGGUAUGCCAGAGUUUGUAGCUCCGGAGAUAGUAAAGGGUGAAGGUGUGAGUUUCCCAGCAGACAUGUGGUCAGUGGGAGUCAUCACUCAUCUGCUGCUCACGGGCAUAUCUCUGUUUAGAGGACAAGACGAUCGUACCACACUUACCAACAUCAAGGAGAACAAAUGGGAGUUCCGGGAGGACAUUUGGAAGUACUUGUCAAUAGAAGCUAGGGACUUCAUCACAAAGCUGUUGGUAUUUGAUGCCGAAGGUCGGAUGGAUGUGAAAGCAGCCUUGCGACAUCCUUGGCUUAACUCGGCAGACAAGAUGCCUUCCAACCAACACAGUAUUACUACUGACACUCUCCGCAACUACUACAACCUGCUAAAGGACUGGUAUGCCAAUGCCUCAUGCAGAACAUGGUACCGACGUAUGCCACUGGAUGGUGCUUUCACUCACCCAAGCCGCAUGGUCUACCCACCCGGACGAGCUUACACACCCGACCCGACCCCUCCACCCGAGCAGACAAGCAAGGCGGGUACACCCAGAACCUGGGAAGACCAGAUCCCUUCUCGCAAACCUCUGGACUACGAGCUGUGUGCCGUCAAGUCUGAGAGUCACUACCAGAACGGUCCGGACACUUACCUGUUGCAACUGAGGGAUGUAGACUUUCCUGUGCGACUGAGGGAGUAUAUGAAGGUGGCUGCUGAGAGAUGUCCUCUGUCCAGAGGGAACUACCACGACAGAGACAACCCACACGUCGACUGGAGGACGCCAGUGAUCCGAGAGCGUCGCAGGUUCACAGAUGUCAUGGACGAGGAGAUUGACGACGAAAGGAAAGAGAGGAUCAACCGUUACGGCUCCCCAGACAUGCACACAUUGAGGAGGAUAAGACACGAGCUUGGCACCCGGCUGGACUCUCACGUCGAGGCUGAGGCACUGAUGGCAGCACGGCGCGACGGGAUGGCACCAUUCUUCAGAGAGAAACCACAGACUUUGCCUGUAGAAGAGGAUAAGCCAGCAGAGUUGGUUUGUUUUGCCGUUGGAGACCCCAGACCCGUUGUGCAAUGGUUUAAGAAUGACAUGGUGCUCACAGAAAGUCAUAGGAUAAAAAUCCAGGAAGAUGAUUUUGGACGCUCAAUUCUUAGGUUCAACCCAGCCCAUGCAUCAGAUAUUGGAAUUUACAAAGUGACAGCGAGAAAUAAGAGUGGGCAGACUGUUGUUCGCUGCAGGGUAGUUCUAGCAGAGACGCCUCAUGCUCCCGACUCUCCCGAUGCUUCAGACAUCUCAGACACAGAGAUUCUGCUGAGAUGGAAGCAACCCAAGUGUGACGGAAACUCACCCGUCGUCUGCUACAGUGUACAGUGCAAGGAGUCUGACGCCGUGGACUGGAUCGACCUAGCCAGUAACAUUGACCAUGAGUUCUACCUCGUAAGAGACCUCAAGCCUAAUACUAGCUACCAGUUUAGGCUGGCCUCCAAGAACAAGAUUGGCUGGAGCGAGAAAGGGAUCCCAACAAAAGCGAUCAAGACAUCAGAACCAGGUGUGCCCAAAAUACAAAUGUCCAGAGCUAUGAAGCAUCUGCAGGAUAUUGUGGAGAGUGGACAGGAAGUGGUCCACGAGGAGCAGAAAUCUCACCUCGAGUACAAAGUUGAGAAAAACCCCAUCCAUUGGAGCCACGACCAACCCACCGAGAAGUACAACUACAUCUCAGAAAUAUCCAGAGGUAGGUUCUCUGUGGUAGUGAAGGGUAUAGACAAGUCCAACGACCGCGUAGUAGUGGCCAAACUACUAGAGUACAGACCAGACACUGAAGUCGCCGUGGAUGCUGAAUUUGAAGCCUACAGGUCUCUCAGACACGAACGCAUCGCCUGCCUCAUCGAGGCCUACAAACCGUCAAAUGCUCAAGUGGCUGUUUUCAUUGAGGAGAAAUUACAAGGAGUGGACGUUCUUACUUACCUGUCUAACAGACAUGAAUAUACAGAACAGACGGUCGCCAACAUCAUAACCCAGGUUCUGGAUGGUCUGCAGUAUCUGCAUUGGAGAGGAUUCUGUCAUUUGGAUCUACAGCCUGACAACGUAGUCAUGUUGUCUGUGCGGAGUGUACAAGUCAAGCUGGUGGACUUUGGCGCGACACAACGUGUCAGCAAGAUCGGCACAGUGGUCAAGAGUCUAGGACACCCUGAGUUCACAGCGCCCGAGGUUCUAAGUGAGGAGGCGGCCUAUCCCCAGACAGACAUUUGGUCUGUGGGUGUUUUGACUUAUGUGCUGCUGUCUGGGGUGUCACCCUUCCGUGGGGCCAACAAGGAUGAGACAAGACAGAACAUCAACUUUGUACGCUUCAGGUUUGAACAUCUGUACAAGGAGCUGACACAAGAGGCUACGAGAUUCAUCAUGCUGGUGUUUAAGAGGCAUCCUCACAAACGGCCGACAGCAGAGGAAUGCCAUGAACAUCGCUGGUUGCUCCCCACCGAGUACAUGAUCAAGCGAAGAGAGAGAGCAGUCUUCCUCGGUAACAGACUCAAGGAAUACAGCGAACAAUACCACAACGAGAAAGCCACCGAGAUCACAAAGUUUGAGUCCCUUACAAGUGCCGUCAGAAGUCUGGGACCAAACGUCACACGUUCCAACAGCAUUGUGGAGGAGAUUCUGUCCAUCUAGAGCUUCGGACGGGAAAUUCAUUAAACCAUGGCUGUGGAUAGUGUUGAAAAAGAGAUGAACUUUGUUAAUCUGUACGAAUGUAAAUGUCUUGUUACCAAGUGAAUUAUUUUGUUUUAUUAUAACACAAAGUCGAUUCCACACUUUCAUGUAAAUUACCUUUGUUAGAUAUUGUUAUAAAAUAUAUUUACGUUAGUAAAAGAGAGAGAACUUUGAUUUUUUUAUCAGAGUUUGAAACUUUUGAACUGCUUCACUUGAUUUUUUGAAGUUAUGUUCCUUUCUUUUCAUUGUACAUAUAUUAUUUUACCAAAGUUGUUGGGUGAAUGAAAGAUGUGGUGGACUCAUGUUUUCAAACUUGUUUUAAUUGUUGGUGAAGUACAAUUUGUUGAUACUUUGUAUGAUUUUUAUUGUUUUGCUCUUUGUUAAUAAAUGUUACAUAAAGUGUGGAA